AUGACAAGUACUGGUAUCGAAUUUAAUGACGGUAGACGUUUUUCAAGAUUGGAUUUAUUUUCCAAUAAUUUAAAAUUAGAUAUUAGAGCUCAUCAACGGACUUAUGAAGGAGCCUAUACCAGAACCGCAAUUGGAUGUUUAUCAUUUUCAAUUUUAAUUAUUAAAUUGUUUUCUAAAGAAUUUUUACCUAUUGGUACAAUAUAUACCAUAUAUGGAUGUUUGGUAUAUUUUAUUGGUGUUUAUAAAUCUUCAAGAGUUGAUUUUUAUUAUAGUCCUGAUAAACAUAUGGAAAUGUAUCAAACUGGAGGUGAUUAUGUACUUUUACUUACAAUAAUCAGUUUAUGCAGUUAUAUUACUUUGCUUGUGUUGAUAUUAAAAAUGUGA
Molecule: messenger RNA, 384 nt
Organism: Hemisphaericaspora subhashii
Lineage: Eukaryota; Fungi; Ascomycota; Pichiomycetes; Serinales; Debaryomycetaceae
Exons: 1
Coding region: 1-384 (127 amino acids)
Source: RefSeq, a predicted model, not a curated record